Morchella sextelata is the source of this 315-nucleotide messenger RNA. RefSeq lists its product as uncharacterized. The record is from RefSeq and is a predicted model, not a curated record. The coding region runs from base 1 to 315 and encodes 104 amino acids. Lineage: Eukaryota; Fungi; Ascomycota; Pezizomycetes; Pezizales; Morchellaceae. The transcript is spliced from 3 exons.
AUGACUCAAGCAAGCAAAGCGAAGAUGACUUUAGGUCUACUCAACCUAUCUAAAGUGUACACCAGUAUCCGCAACAGCCUAAAGGCGGAAAUGCAAAAUUGGCUCAUCGCGGAUGUUGGUAUGAAGGAUAAGUUAUCAAGGGGACAGGGGGACCGUCAGUUCAAAGAGGCUACCGGUGAUAGUGAUGCUGAUGAUGAUGACGGCGGUGGUCAGGCAGCCGGAAGACGCUCUCGCAAAGGGAAAGAGCAUGCAGUACCCCCGGAACUCAUGCGACUUUCCAUAAUGGUUACCGUGUUAUAUGUUUCGGUUAUGUGA